This is a messenger RNA of Dinoponera quadriceps, 3961 nucleotides long. RefSeq names its product adenomatous polyposis coli protein-like. Gene Ontology annotation, molecular function: beta-catenin binding; gamma-catenin binding; microtubule binding. The coding region runs from base 155 to 3061 and encodes 968 amino acids. NCBI's taxonomy places the organism in Eukaryota, Metazoa, Arthropoda, Insecta, Hymenoptera, Formicidae. The record is from RefSeq and is a predicted model, not a curated record. The transcript is spliced from 9 exons. Gene Ontology annotation, biological process: negative regulation of microtubule depolymerization; positive regulation of protein catabolic process; negative regulation of canonical Wnt signaling pathway. Gene Ontology annotation, cellular component: cytoplasmic microtubule; catenin complex; beta-catenin destruction complex.
UGCACCUCGACCCCUCAACGCUCAGUCUAGAUAUAUUGUAUCUAUAGAGAAAGCUCGCUCCAGUAUAUUACAGAGCUCGAUGAAAAGAUCUCGUUUCGAAACUGAUCUCUGUCGAUUAUGCGUCUCUGUUGACUGAACUGUCAAAAUUGUCAAUAUGGAGAAGGAGUUUCGCGAUCGGGACCCCAAGGUGGACCUGUUUUACGCCGAGACCGAUCUCGAUCAGCCCACGGAUUACAGUCUACGAUAUGCCGAAGACGACACCGACGAUGAAGAGAAGCAGAGCACCGAGUACUUCACCGGUGGCGAGCAAGAGGACACCGUCAAAACGUACUGCACCGAGGGCACCCCGUACGAGACCCCCUUCAAUUUCUCCACGGCCACUUCCAUGUCGGACCUGCGGGUUGAGGACACGAAGGAGAGCGAUGUUAUGAAGAAGGUGCCGAAGAAGGCGAUCGAGGUUGCUCGUAAGAGCCCUGUGUCUUUCAUCAAGCAGGUGACGUCGCUCGGCUGCGACGAGCACGGCGCUAUGGUAAGGAAGGAGGAAGAACUGGAGGAGAACCCAAAGGAUACCACGGUUCUCAAUCCUGGACAAGUGACCCCCGAGAAGAUAAAUAACAUUCCAGGAGUUAUAUCGAAGAUAGAUUCUGCGAACAAGGAAGAGCUGGAGAACGACGAUCACAGCGUUUUGAGCGACAGUCAAAUGAGACUGUCUUCGCAGAAUAGUGGUCUGUCUGUGAAUAAAAGUAAUUCACGCGUGUUAGAUAAGGAAGGAAAAAUGGUGACAUUUGGUGGUCAAGAUUAUUAUGCUGAAGAAACCCCUCUGAUGUUCUCACGUUGCAGUUCGCUCGGCUCUCUUAGUGGAUUUGAGCAACAUUCUAUUCAUGACGAUCGCAGUUCUGUGGUCAGUGAUUUUAGCCGUAGGACCAGUGGAGUAGUUUCACCCAGUGAACUGCCAGACUCGCCCACACAAACAGUCCUACCCAGCCCGCGUAAUCAUAAAACUCAGAAUGCAGAGUUUAUGUCUAAAAUGCAAGAAGAAGCAGUAAGACCAUCCGUCCGACAUUUAUCGUAUCCCAAACCGCAAGUCACAAGGAGCAGCGUUUUCGAGGAUGAGGUCGCCACUUUCAAGGAAGAAUCGACACCGGCCGAAUUCUCCACUGCGACCAGUCUGAGUUCUCUCACAAUCGAUGAUGAAGUCAAAAUACCUAACGACACCAUGGCACAUUGUAGAUUGGAAAAGGUGUCAUCCGACACGGAUGAGAAGAAUAUUCGCAGGAUCGAGACGGACAUGCUCAAUAUGACGAUAAACAGCUCUAAUAGUAAAGUGAAAGAGGAGCAGGUGAGCGACGGGGAUGAGGAUGACGAGGAUAUGUUGGCCGCUUGUAUCAAUAUGGGAAUGCAAACCAACAGAUACAGACAAUCCUUCAAAAUGCUCAACUCUCAAAAGCCCGCGCAGUCGGAGCCGUCGAGUAUCUUGGCACCGUAUCAGAAAAAUUCUGUGCCGAAUAGGCUGAAAUCGCACGUGUCCCUCGUUGAGACAUCCAUCGGCGCUUCAAAGACUAGUAAAACCGCUAUGGAAAUCGGCGUCGCUCCCGAUACCGUGCACGUAUAUUGCACGGAGGACACGCCAGCGGAUAUUUCCCCGGUCGGCUCUCAAUCUAAUCUGUCUGCCCUCUCGAUGCCGAGUGUGCAAGAGGAUAUAGAGAAAAUCGAGCAGGAGAAAUCGGCGGAGAUCGCGUGUCAUAGGAACGAUUUGUCCGAUGAAAGUUCCAAUCUUUCCGGCGAGGAUGAGAAAAUAUUGGACGAAUGCAUUCAAUCGGGCAUACCUAAGCCGAGGCAGAUAACUCCACCUCUGAUAAAUAACUUACCGUUCGUGAAGAAAUCCGAACUACCGUCGCAUAAGUUUAACAUAUACAGCACUCCAUCAUCCUCGCCUGUCGAGACGAGUCAUGCGAAUAAGAAUUCUAUAAUGGCUAAAUCAGUGGGUAAUACGUCAUUGAGGCGGCAUCCGGAUGAACUCUCCGACGACAGUCCGAAUCAUUCGGAUGACGAAGCAAUUUUGACUGAAUGCAUACAAUCCGCGAUGCCAAAGGCGAGAUUUAGCGUGUCACCGUCAAUCAGACCGUCAUUGUCGCAAACUAUUGAAAAUACCAAAACGACGGAUAUGCGAACGUCUUCCACUUCGUCGGCAUAUUUUCAGUCGGGUCACAUGGAACAGAGGAAGACUGUAACGAGAAAGCUUUUACCUUUCGAAGACAACGUUGGGCUUUCCGAAGAGGAGGAAGACAUCAUUUUAGCACAAUGCAUUAGAUCCGGGAUGCCAAAAGUACUGAGUUCUAUGUCCACAACAAUGGCACCAGCGGUGAAGAAAUUUGAUGCAUAUCCGAGAGCAAUUGGGAACUUUCCGGUUUAUUUAUCAUCUUCCUACUGCGUGAGCAAGGUUCAUCCUGUCAGAAACGUUGCGUUACACCCACCGUCGUCAUUCAGAGUUGCGAGCGUUGCCACGACGGACCGUUUCAUCGAGAACGCGACCUCGAGUAACUUCAACUGCUACCCCGACAAAGCGACGAACAACAUGGCACAGACCUCGAGUCAGACGUCGAGAAACAGUGACAGCAACGCGCGUGAGAAGAUCAACAAUUCGCCACACUGCGCACGUAGAUCACCGCAUCAUCGCGUUGAGAGCGAGAACGUCAAUACGACGGUCGACGGUCCAUCUUCGCGAUCUCCUCGCGUCGCUAAUUGCGGCGCAUCGAUGGUCAACAGAACGGAAAACGACGAGGAUGACUCGUCGUGCAGGAACAUGACGAAACUCAACGCAGUGCCGUCGUGCCACAGCUCAGUGAGUUCGCAUAGCGAGGAGGGCUCGCUCAUCUCUACGGAGGAGUGGGCGUUGUUGGAACUGUGCAUCACUUCCGCUAUGCCGAGGAACAAAUAUUCCGUUAAAGGAAUCAAGCCUAACGAAGGUGCUGGGAUCUCAGGCGGCCACGAUGACUGUGAGCCGAUACCCGAGGACAAUUACUCCGUGUGCAGUUACAAUUCUUAUGUCUGCAAAACAUAACCGUCGACGUCACAUUGUGCGAUUAUAAUUUCCGGCGAUGAAUAAAUUUUGUACAUAAAAAUUAACGAGAAUGUCAGCUUGAACACGAUCAACUGAACUAAAGAUUACGUCGUCUUCUAAUGUUCAGUUUGUAAGUACAGUCGGUGUCCGGGAGUUAGAUCAAAAGUUGCAAUAAUUUUACCUCGAUAUGCGGGAAAAAGAAUUCCUUUGGUGUAACUGAAUUUUCCGUUGCCUAAGCUUCCUGCGAAAAUUCGGUUGUAGAAACAGGAAGGUUACUGUAGGAGGUUUCUACUCAGUGGAUUGCUCUUAGUUAACAACAUAUAUACGUAGGCCACGCAUUCUUUCUGUAAAAUGAAGCCGGAAGUUGGCGAUUUAAGAUUGAACAAGAAGUUGUUUUGUUUCACUUGUCUCGUUCUAGCUUAAUGCACAACCGACAUCACGUAUACUGUGCCAUUUUCUAGACGGAGAAUUAUACAAUUUUUAGCUUUACAUAUAACGCAGGUUGAAAAUCGCAGAGAUAAUUCUAAUUAUAAUAAUAGAGUUGUAAUGGCUCUAAUUAUAAUAGUUUCAAACUAUAUAUGAAAGGCUAAAAAUUGUGAAUUAAUAAAGAGUUUUUUAAUUUAAGGGAUGGUACAACAUUUGUAACACCGACUGUACACACGAAUUAUAUCAGUCGUGGUAACAGAGAACAUUUUUUAUCACCAAGUUUUCAUUUCUCGUCACCGCGAAAUGAGUAACUUCCUCGAGUAAAUGUUAUGUAAGUUAUGUUAACGAUCGCAUUCUGCUGGAAGAUGUAUUGACCAUACAAUCGAUACACGUAUAGAGAUUAAAUUUAUAUAUAUAUAAUAUUUUUUUUAUUUUACAAGAAGAAAGAUAAACAUUUUUCUUUCUCUCUCUCUC